AAGGAAUCAUUUUGUGCGUGUUGAUGGAAACUGGGAAAAAAAGAUUAGGCACAAAAAGUAGUGAAUUUUGAAUUGAAUAUUCAUCACCCUCUUUUGUUUCUCGUCAGCCGCUCGCAUCAGCAUCAAACCACCUCAAUGGAUUAGUUGAUUACUAUUUCCUACUCACUCUAAUUAACAUAAAUUUCCAAAGCUCUGAAUUCUGAAACGCCAGAAUGGGUCACGGAGACUCCAAACUGUCGUCUUCUUCCGUAACGGAAAAGAAAGCCUCCCGUCGAGCUCGCUUCAAGCAGCGUCUUCACAUCGGCCACUAUAUUCGCCACCGCACCGCUAACUCUAACGGUAACGCUAACGGCAACGGCAACGGCAAAGGAUCUUCCUCCUCACAGAAACUCAUCUCCGCCGACAACUUCGCCGGAAUCGCCCUCUUUACCUUACUCCGCGCGGAGAUGCAGUUCAAGGACAAAUGGAUUGCAUGCCUUUCACUCGGAGAACAGACUUUCCGUACUAAGACCUCCGACAAUACAGACAAGCCUGUUUGGAAUUCUGAAAAGAAACUUCUUUUGGAACAGAAUGGACCACAUGUUGCAAGAAUCUCAGUUUACGAGACCAAUAAGUUGUCCAGCAAUACUCUUGUUGGAUACUGUGAGAUUGAUCUGCUUGAAUUUCUGACCCAAGGUAUACGCACAAGUUAUGCUGAAAAGGGAGGAAAAGGCAUCAAGGGGAAAAGAAGUGAUUCUGAUUCUGACACUGAGAUCAUCAACCUUUUAGAUCCAUCAGUUCCAGGAAAAGUGGUUGGCAGCAUUUCUAUUUCAUGUUCUAUAGAGGACCCAAUUGAGACGCAGAAAGGUUUUGUAAGACGCAUCUUAUCUAUAGUGGACUUCAAUGAAGAUGGGAUGCUUUCACUGUCUGAGUUUUCUGAUCUAAUCGAUGCUUUUGGCAAUCAAUUAGCAACCAGCAAGAAAGAGGAGUUGUUCAAAGCAGCUGACAAGAAUGGAGAUGGUGUUGUUAGCAUGGAUGAAUUGGCUGCCCUUCUUACAUUUCAACAAGAAAAGGAACCACUGUUGAAUUGCUGUCCUGUUUGUGGUGAGGUUCUUAAUAUUUCCGACCAGUUGAACAGCAUGAUUCACUUAACACUCUGUUUUGACGAAGGGACUGGAAAUCAGGUGAUGACUGGAGGAUUCUUGACUGAUAAGCAAGCUUCAUAUGGGUGGUUCUUCAAACUGAGUGAAUGGGCCCAUUUCUCAUCCUAUGAUGUUGGUAUUCGAUCUGGAUCUAGUGCUUCCCAUAUCCUGGUAUAUGAUCGGAAGUCUCAAAGGCUUGUCGAAGAAAUAAUUGACAAAAAAAUUGUUUUGUCUAUGAGAGCUAUUUAUCAGUCAAAAGUAGGCCUUGGCUUAAUGGAUGUAGGGGUUAAGGAGCUCUUACAAAGCAUUUCCGAAAAGCAGGGAGCACGAAUGGAUUCACCUGAAUCCGCUGCUGAUAUACCCAAGUUUGUUGAAUCUUAUAAGGGUCAAAUCAAUUUGGCUGAAGUCAAGUAUCCACUGGAACAAUUUAAGACAUUCAAUGAGUUUUUCAUUAGAGAGUUAAAGCCCGGUUCAAGACCAAUUUCCUCUCCUGAAUGUGAUAACAUUGCUGUAUGUGCUGCUGAUUGCCGUCUAAUGGCAUUUAAAACAGUUGAUGACAGUUCAAGAUUUUGGAUUAAGGGUCGAAAGUUUUCAGUUCAAGGUCUUUUGGGGAAAGAAAUGUGUUCCAAUGCUUUUGUUGAUGGAACUUUGGUAAUAUUCCGUUUGGCACCACAGGAUUAUCACCGUUUCCAUGUUCCAGUAUCAGGAACUAUUGAACAAUUUGUUGACAUCCCUGGAUGCUUAUAUACGGUCAAUCCAAUUGCUGUAAAUAGCAAGUACUGUAAUGUCUUCACGGAAAAUAAGCGAGUUGUUUCAAUAAUUUCUACUGUAGAUUUUGGAAAGGUGGCAUUUGUUGCAAUAGGAGCUACUAUGGUCGGCAGCAUUACUUUUACAAGGAAAAAGGGUGAUUAUGUCAAGAAGGGAGAUGAGUUUGGAUAUUUCUCCUUUGGUGGAAGCACUGUAAUUUGUGUUUUCGAAAAGAAUUCAAUAGCAAUUGAUGAAGAUCUUCUAGCAAAUAGCAGCAGAUCACUAGAGACCUUGGUUUGUGUGGGGAUGAGAUUGGGCAUCUCUAUGAAAUCGUCUUGAAAUCUGGUUGACCAACUUGGAAUUUUCAAUUUGUGUACCAUUCUCUUCUAACCAAUAACCAUGACAUUGCUAUUUUGUAAAGUACAGAUGUAUUUCAACCUCUUUCAGCCGUAACUCUAGCUAAUUUUAUCUGUAUAAUAAAAUAUAGGUUUAGCUAAGCGUGAUACAAAAUCAUUGCUUGCAGUUUCAGCUUAGUAAAAGCAAAUGAACAUUGAACAACCAAUAAUGUAUAAAGGAUCUUACACGUCUUUCUCUCGCGCAAUUCAAGAAUCUAUUGUUUCACUUCAACAAUUGAAUGAUUUGUAAACCGAUUACUGGUGGUAUCGACUGGCAGUUAACCUUUAUCAUUGUCUUUCCGAUGUUUGAGUUUCGCGAAUUGGAAAGAGAGAGGAAUGGAAAGAAGAUAAGAGGUAUCUUUUGAGUUUAAAAUAAAGAGAAAAUUUUGAAGCUAACA
Arachis stenosperma is the source of this 2661-nucleotide messenger RNA. Its product is annotated as phosphatidylserine decarboxylase proenzyme 2-like. The record is from RefSeq and is a predicted model, not a curated record. The transcript is spliced from 23 exons. The coding region runs from base 213 to 2207 and encodes 664 amino acids. Lineage: Eukaryota; Viridiplantae; Streptophyta; Magnoliopsida; Fabales; Fabaceae. Gene Ontology annotation, biological process: phospholipid biosynthetic process. Gene Ontology annotation, molecular function: calcium ion binding; phosphatidylserine decarboxylase activity.